Messenger RNA from Cuscuta campestris, 1659 nucleotides. The record is from the annotation of a GenBank genome assembly. Lineage: Eukaryota; Viridiplantae; Streptophyta; Magnoliopsida; Solanales; Convolvulaceae.
CGAAGGCUUGGAGUAGAGGGCAACGUGGUAGACGAAGGAGCAAAACGAAGAUGGCGACACUGGUACUGAGGAAUUGGAACAAGAAGAUGAACGCACAUCGUGCACGCCUGUUGGAAAUUGAUCGGAAAAGAGAGAGAGAGACGGGUGGGGGCGCAGAGAAGGGAAAGAAUGGGUAACCUUUUAUUUGGUGUAAAUGGUGACCCGGGGGUAAAGAAUGGGUAAAUGGUGACCCGGGGUACACAUAGCAUUUUCCUUCCUAAAUAUACAAAUCGAGAUCAAAGGCGUUUCGCUAUCGAUUCCUUUUUCCCUCGCCACAAACAAGCUCUGGCUAUGGCGGCUUCUUCCGAAUCCGGAUGUAGCAGCAAAGUCAGAUGUUAUUACGAAACUCGAGUUUUCACACCUGAGAACGUCGACGAUGAAGACCCAGAUUCCUCCUUUAAAGCAGCCCACCCCAUCGCCGCCGCAGCAGCAUCUCCAGGUACGGCAUCCUCUUCAUCCGUUUUGUUCAAGGUGCAGAGCAUCCUGAGAUUAAGCGUGGCAGGAGGAAAUCCUAUGACGGAGUUCCUGGAGGAGAAUGAUUGGCGGGAAGCAAGGCAGUCAUCCCUUGAGCUUCCUUGCUCUAAAGACGGAAUCAUUAUAGAUGAUAAGGAUAAUCUAAAAAUAAUAUCUGAAGCGCUUACCGCCCUUAGGGUUCUCAAAGUCUCUCACCAGUCGAUUAUGGACCAACUUCGCCAGGGGGCUGCUUCUCUGGGGUUAUCUCCCAAGUUCGUGGUGGAAAUCUGCGAGGUGACCCACGUCACACUCCCCCUUAUAGACGAAGAAGGAAAACGAUUCAUGGAAGAAGGUGAAACAGUCCUCAUUCCUCAUGAUGGUGAUGAUGAAGGCGAAUCAGUCCUCAUUCCUGAGAAUGGUGAUGAUGAAGGCCAAGCAGUCCUCAUUCCUGAUAAUGAUUAUGAGGAAAAGAAAAAAAAAGAAGAACUUGAAUCUCUAUUUGCUCUCAAGAUAUUAAUUUUGGACCUAGGAGACAUUAAUGAGAAUGAUGAGGCAGCCAAAAUAAAUGAUUGGUUCUCAAAAUUCAUUAAUGCUCUUUGUAGAGUUGCCUGGCCAGAGGAGGAGGAGCAAUAUGAGCAAGAGGAGGAAGGGGAAGGGGACAGGGAAGGAGACGGGGAGGAGGAAGAGGAAGGGGAAGGGGAAGGGGAAGAAGAAGAGUGGGUUUGCCCCAUCUGCAGGGAAAUAUUCAAACAGGACGAGCCAUGGAGCGAGAUGCUUUGCUGCUCUCAAGUUUUCCACUGCGAUUGCAUCUCAAUGUGGCUCAAACGUGGCAAGACGUGCCCCUGGUGCCGUUCCUCCUUGCCGCUUGUGCUUCAGUCAGCAAAGGGCGUUAUUCACCGAUCCAACUCAGAGUAUUUUUCAUCUCCCAUUCGACCUGGGUUUGAUAUAUGCUUAGUGGCACUAUGGCAUCUUUUAGAGGAAGUGUCUGUCUGGAGCAAGGAAAAAUUACAUAUUCACGGGUGUGACUGUGGCUGUCUCACACGACGGGUUGAAAUAAUAGUAGUUUAGCAUCAGUUUGUUUCAACUAGGUGGAAAUUAUCAAUUGAAUUUUGAAAAGUGGAUUAAGUUAUUAGAUCUUGAGUGUUUUUCUGUUAAACAGUAUAUCUU